AUGUUUCAAGACGCAUCUAGGUUUCUUGCUCAGUCCCAGUCCCGCCUCAGUUUUGCGCCGACAGCAGCGGACGACCGUCGAUCUGGUGAGGGCAGACCAGCACGACGACCGAACCAGACGUGGAGAUCCACCACCGCCUCCAGGACGCUGAAUCCUCGUGUCCCGAAUCCCUAUCAGCCGACUUCCUCUCAAUUGUCAGCCUUUCCCUUCGCUUCUCGCCUCAACCCGCAACAGGCGCCUUUAUUCUACAGUGCUACCGACGAAUUCCGGGAAGAAAAUGACGAGGAGGAGCACGAACGAGAGAUAGCCGAUUACUAUGCUCUUCAGAGAUCAAGACGGCAGUUAGGGGCCAGCGAUCUGCAUGCUUCGUCCGAUGUCGAUGCCGGGAGCGGCUCCAGUCUCAAUGGAACUAGCAGUCAUGGGGAGGAUUCUCGUGAUCGAAGUCUGGCGAGACCUGGUGGUAUCAGAAGCUCGUGGCAUGGUGGUGCCCCAAAUCCACGAAGAAAAGGAACAGAGCUGGCGGACCUCGCAGAAUCUGCAGAAUCACAACCAGAGAAUCCCGUCCCCGCGUCGGAAAGGAACCCAAUGGUUGACGUGGGAUUAGAAGACACCUUGAGGAGCGAAUAUGACGACGAGCCGCCAGAAGAUCUGAUAGAGAACCCCCCUUCGGUUCAACAGUUGCGCAAACAGAGUCCAAGAACAGAGGACGAGUAUGACUUGGAGGGAUCGGACGAAGAAAAUACGCGGAGACGUCUGCUGGGACGCUCACGGAACCACUCUGGGGGAACUGAAUCUGUACCAGAUGGCAUCCAAACACCACAGAUUCAACAACCGAGACAUGACGCCUUCUGGGGUCAGCUUUAUUUGCUUUCGGUCGCCGCCAUGUGUGCAAGCUGGUUCCUUGUCUGGCUUCACACACAAUCGCCAAGCACGAACCGGCCUCUCGGCGAUACCGUCUACACGACUUUGCAUGGAUCGUUUUAUCUUUUGGCGACAUAUACCCUCGUAGCGACCUUCGUUUCCUUGUUUUGGCUUGCUGCUCUUCGAUCAUACGUUCGAUAUCUGGUAUACGGCAUCUUGGUGACUGUCCCGGUUAUCCUUUACUCCUUUUCUCUCUACCCGCUGAUUUCCAGCUUCCAAGGAUCAUGGCAUGGAUCAAGCAUCCAAGAUGCCGUCAUGAGAUGGAGCGCGCUGGUCCCUUCUAUCAUGGCCACAUUGUGGAUUCUGGCCGUUCUGCGUGGGCGGUUGGUCAUGCAAAAGGCGAUUUCAAUUCUGGAGUUUUCGACUCGAAUCCUAGCCGCGAACCCGACAUUGGUGUUGGUUGGGUUUGCUGUCCUGGCUUUCAUCGUAAGCUUCACAUGGAUAUGGUUGUCCAUGUUCGCGAGAGUGUUCCUUGGGGGCCAUCCGUCAACUCGGUCAACGAUCAGCAAGUUCGUCAUUGACACGUCAACAUGGUGGCUCGGAGUGUACUUUAUACUCGUGUACCUCUGGACAAUCGCCAUUGCGUUUGGGAUGCAGCGAACCAUCACGUCGGCCACGGUAUCCCAGUGGUAUUUUCAUCGGUUGGCGGUACCGGCUGCGACACCUCAAGCUAUCGUGAAAGCUGCAUUGCAACACUCGGCUACGACACUCUUUGGCACGAUAGCUCUAUUCACCGGCUUGAGUCUUCUGGUCCGGCUGCCAUUGCUCGUUCUGCCUCGGCGAUUGACAAUGCUUCUUGGAGUGGCGAUGUACUCAUUCAUCCCUAGUCCGAUUGCAGUUCUGAUUAAUCCGCUCACCCUUACCUACGCUGCAAUUCAUUCUCAGCCUCUGGCUGUGAGCGCCAGAGGACUCUCGCAGAUGCAUUUUCUAGCCCCCAAUGACGCCACGACAGCCCUCCAUCCAGGCACGUUCAGUCGCUACCGGAGAAAUGACGGUUGGUCAAAUGAUGCCACACCUCUCCUUCCAUAUCGACUGGCCAAGCUCAUCCUCCACGCGACGAGAUUUAUCAUGUGUUUGGCAUUGGGCUUCGGUGGGUGGGUCACUACAGCACGAACUCUCAAGCUGGACGGAGCUGGAGUUCGCGGGAGCCUUUACGCUUACAUAGUCGGGCUUGUUGCUGGAGCCAUCGGUUGGGGCAUUCUAGGUGCAAUGGAGGGAGUUUUGGCAUGCAUCGUCGACGCUGUGGUGAUAUGUUGGGGCAGCGAGGUCGGCAGCACUGGGACCGGAGAGGUGCGAUAUUGUAGGGAGGCGGGCAAUCUGUUCCGCGACGUCGACACCACCAGCGGCCGCAUCAAUCUAGCUUGA
This is a messenger RNA of Cladophialophora bantiana CBS 173.52, 2286 nucleotides long. RefSeq lists its product as uncharacterized. The record is from RefSeq and is a predicted model, not a curated record. Lineage: Eukaryota; Fungi; Ascomycota; Eurotiomycetes; Chaetothyriales; Herpotrichiellaceae. Gene Ontology annotation, biological process: transmembrane transport. Gene Ontology annotation, cellular component: plasma membrane. Gene Ontology annotation, molecular function: transmembrane transporter activity. Bases 1 to 2286 code for a protein of 761 amino acids. The transcript has a single exon.